AUCCUCAACAGCCAAAGCUUCAAGCUUCCACAAAGCAGCAACAAUGGCGUUAUCUGUUAACUCCAUAAAACUCCACAAUUUCAACCAAAAAACCCAUUUUUUUGUACCAAAAAGCACCAUAUAUCUUUCCUUCAAAAACCCAAUUUUCCAAUUCAAUACCAAACUCCAAAGGGAACCCUUAACUUCUUUUGCCCGCCAAAUUCAGUCGCAUCAACGGCCAAUCUCAUCUCUUGUUAAGGCUUCAUCAGCUCCUUCAAAGACUUCCAAAUCCGAAACAGAUAAGCUCCCAGCUGAUGUAAAGGUCACUGAAUCUCAAGAGCCUAAUUCAAGAGUAAGAUUGAACGUAGAAGUUCCGGCCGCCGUAGUUGAGGAUUGUUACCGAAGGGUUGUUAAGGAAUUUAUGAAGCAAGUAAAGAUACCUGGAUUUCGUCCGGGAAAGAUCCCGGAGAGUAUUCUUCUGAAUUAUGUUGGGGAGGAAAGUGUUCGGAAGGCAACGGUUGAAUCGAUUUUGAAAAGGACACUCCCCCAUGCUAUGUCUAUGGUAGAAGGAAGGGCUUUGAGAGAUUCAGUUCGCGUAAUAACCAAAUUUUCCGAUAUGGAGAAACGCUAUUCUUCUCAUACCUCUCUGAGUUACGAUGUCAUUGUAGAUGUGGUACCUGAAGUCAAAUGGAUAACCGAGAAUGGGUACAAAAAUCUGAAGAUUGUUGUUGAAAUCGACAAUGAGAUAGAAGCUGAAAGAGCCUGCGAGCUGGAAAUAAGGCGCCGCCACAAGUCCAUAGGUUCACUGAAAGUUGUAACUGACAGAGGACUACAGGUUGGUGAUCUUGUGGUCCUUGAUAUAUCUGCAACCACUAUUGACCAAGAUGAAUCUAAUGUUCAAAAGAUUCCAGCUGCAGAAAGUAAAGGAUUUCAUUUUGACACCGAAGAUGGUGAGAGUGUACUUACCGGUUUCCUUGAUGCCAUAAUUGGUAUUCAACGAGGUGAAACGAAGUCAUUUCCGCUCGUAUUUCCUGAAUCAUGGCAACAAGAAAAUCUCCGUGGUGUUGACGCGCAAUUUACUGUUGAAUGCAAAGAACUAUUCUACCGGGAUUUACCAGAGCUAAAUGACUCUAUUGCUGAUAAGCUUCUUCCUGGAUGCACUGACUUGAAGCAGGUCAAGGAAUCGUUACUACAAAGGUGCCAAGAAGUGGAGCAAACUGCGAGAGACCAAGCAACGGAUAAUACAAUUCUAGACCAGCUUUGGAAGAUGGUGGAAAUCGAUAUUCCUCAAUCCUUGUUCGAGGAACAAGGUUGGCAGCUUUAUGGAGCCAAACUUCUAGAGAUUCAGGCACAAAUGAAGCUAAGUGAACAGCAAUUGGAUUUGCUGUCAAGUCCGAAAGCGGUGAAUGAGUUUUUGGAGAACCAGAGAGAGAACAUAACGAAGUUGAUAAAACAGAAUCUUGCUGUAGGUGAUAUUUUCAAACGAGAAAAUUUGCAGUUUUCAUCCGACGAGCUUGUGAAAGAGGUACAGAAUUCAAUUGCUGAAUUUGAACGUCAGAAGCAAAACUACGACGAGGAACGUGUGAAGGAACAGGUACAAGAAGUGCUUGAGGGAGCAAAAGUGCUCGAGUGGCUCAAAGAACAUGCGGAAAUACAGUACAUAACUCGAUAAGACGAAGAAUAUGCAAACCUGACCGGACGGAAUCGGAUUUGAAUCGGGUUAUUGUUCAUACAAAUUAAUAUCGCCAUUUUGGUAAAUAUGAAACUAUUGAGAGGUUGUUUAAGCAGUCUCAACAUUUGAUUAAUUUUGCAAGAGAACAAACAUUCUUUGCAUCCUCAAAGUUCUGC
This is a messenger RNA of Hibiscus syriacus, 1827 nucleotides long. RefSeq names its product trigger factor-like protein TIG, Chloroplastic. The coding region runs from base 44 to 1651 and encodes 535 amino acids. Gene Ontology annotation, biological process: 'de novo' cotranslational protein folding; protein unfolding; protein transport. Gene Ontology annotation, molecular function: protein folding chaperone; peptidyl-prolyl cis-trans isomerase activity; ribosome binding. The transcript is spliced from 14 exons. Lineage: Eukaryota; Viridiplantae; Streptophyta; Magnoliopsida; Malvales; Malvaceae. The record is from RefSeq and is a predicted model, not a curated record.